UCCGCCACCAUGGCAUUUAGCUUAGAGGUACGAGAUGCGGCGUCGGAUGCACACAAGGCCACAGUGGAAUUAUGGACGUUAUAUUCAAUUGCCGUUGCCGUGACAAUUCUUAGAACAUACGCUCGAAGCAAAGCCGGGGGAUGGAGGAAUUUACGACUCGAUGACUUUCUUAUAUGGGUCGCAAUUAUACUCUAUACUGCACAGGCGUCACUUGCGCAUAGUGUGGGCAAUGUGUCUGGUGGUCUUGCCAACAAUGGGAUGACAACCGCCCAGCGCGAGGCGCUAUCGCCCGACAACCCAGCUUACAGGGCCAGAGUGAUUGGCUCCAAGAUUCAAAUUGCGGGCUGGAGUACUUACGCGGCAUUGAUUAAUUCGCUCAAAUUGUCUGUGCUGGCAUUCUACGUUCGACUGAUGGUAUUGACCUCCAUAAUUUCCGAUGGUGUUUCGCAACAAGUAACUAACACCCAACAGGAUGGCCUUGGUCGGCGUUAUCAAAUUCCCAUUUAUGUUGGAUUUGGUCUUGUUAUCGGCAGCUUUCUCGCAAGUAUCAUUACAAUCUUUGCGGCGUGUCGACCAUUCCACAAAAAUUGGCAGAUCAAUCCGGAUCCCGGAAACGUGUGUCAACCAGCCAUUUCCACACCGGUCAUCGCAGUAACCUUCGCCUCAAACCUCAUUACCGAUCCAUACCUCAUAUUCAUCCCGAUUCCAAUGCUUUGGCAAUCGAGUCUGAAACCUUUAAAGAAGAUCGCAGCCACUAUCGUCCUCAGCUCGGGUGUCUUUAUUCUGGUCUGCGCCACUAUUAAGAGUGUUUUCCUCUUAGUGGACCCUGAAGAUGGCGCACAACUCGCCAAUGAAUGGGGCACCCGCGAAACAUUCGUCGCAGUCGUCACUACCAAUCUUCCCAUGAUCUUUCACCUCUUCAGAAUUUGGCUUAGUAAAAUUUUCGGCAGCCAAUUUCAGUCAUCUCAUAAGACACAUAAAUCGCCCUCGGGUGGUUUCCGGAGUAUUGGUGGCGGGGGUGACUAUCCCAGUCGAAAAGAUCAGGGUCCUGCGAGUUCGGAUCCUAUGACCAUUGGCAUGUCAUUUACCGAGAGUGAAGAGCGGAUGAUGGAAGAUGUGAAGAUGCAGAACUUAAAGGCAUAUCCGACAGCUAUGCCUGGCAACCCAGCCUCGGGUGCUAUCGUGGUCUCGAAUCAGAUUGAUAUCACCCAUGAGACUCGAACCAUACCACAGAGUGAACAGCCCGUGAAAAAAGCAACAGAGGCAUGGUAA
Penicillium hordei is the source of this 1272-nucleotide messenger RNA. RefSeq lists its product as uncharacterized. The annotation marks the transcript as partial. The record is from RefSeq and is a predicted model, not a curated record. Lineage: Eukaryota; Fungi; Ascomycota; Eurotiomycetes; Eurotiales; Aspergillaceae. The transcript is spliced from 5 exons.